CACUCUAACGCACCGCUUUACGACAUUUUUACGACAUUUCACGAAGGGCGCCGAAAUUAGAAGAUUUGACUAGUUUGCUCAUUUUUUUCUUAGCUGCUAAUAUUUGUAACUUUUUAUAAUAAUAGAGACAGUUUCAAAUACCUUCGAAGAUUGUGGGAUUACGUUACAGUGUUUUAUUUUUAUGAAGAUAUGGCAGUUAGCAAGCUUGUGUUUUGUUGAAAUGUGUGAAGUCUGUGCUGUGAUCAUGCACUGCUAGAUCACAGUAAUGAACAUUUUAAAUAGAUUACUGUUCAGAUUGACUGUUCACUGCAGAUUUCGACGGCAAAUAUCUGUUAGCAUGAUAAAACGAACUCAGAUUAAGAAAGUACUUUGUGUUGCUGAGAAAAACGAUGCAGCUAAAGGGAUAGCAGAGAUUAUGUCAAAUGGGAGAUCAAGAAGGAGAGAGGGAUAUUCUGUUUACAACAAAAUAUAUGAGUAUGAAUACAACCUAUUUGGACAGAAUGUAACUGUAUCCAUGACGUCAGUUUCAGGGCAUCUAUUGGGACUUGAGUUCAAAGCCCCUUUUCAGAAAUGGCAUAGUUGUAAUCCUGUGCUGCUGUUUGAUGCUGAGGUGGAAAAGUAUUGUCCUGACAACUUUGUACCAAUUAAGAGGACACUGGAACGUGAGGUAAAACAAUGCCAAGCUUUAGUCAUUUGGACUGAUUGUGAUAGAGAAGGAGAGAAUAUUGGCUUUGAGAUCAUCAAUGUUUGCAAAGCAGUGAAGCCAAACAUUCAGGUCUUUCGUGCACGAUUCUCUGAGAUCACUCCAAAUUCUAUAAGGAGAGCUUGUGAGACACUUACUUAACCAAAUAUCAACAUCAGUGACGCAGUGGAUGUGAGACAAGAACUUGAUCUCCGUAUCGGGGCGUCUUUUACAAGGUUCCAGACAUUACGCUUACAGAAGAUAUUUCCAGAAUCUCUCUCGGAUCAGCUCAUCAGUUAUGGGAGUUGUCAGUUCCCUACUCUUGGCUUUGUGGUGGAGAGGUUUAAAGCCAUUCAAGCCUUUGUCCCUGAAACUUUCUUCAAAAUUAAAGUUGUUCACGAGCCCAACGAAGAGGAAUCGGUAGAAUUCGGUUGGAAAAGACAUCGACUUUUCAACCACACAGCAUGCCUUGUGCUUUAUCAAAUGUGCAUGGAGGAUCCCAUAGCGAACGUGAUAUCUGUAACAAGUAAACCAAAAAGCAAAUGGCGACCUUUACCACUUGACACAGUGGAACUUGAAAAACUGGCUUCAAGAAAAUUGAGGAUCAGUGCAAAAGAAACAAUGAAAAUCGCAGAAAAGCUGUACACUCAAGGGUUUAUCAGUUAUCCUCGCACGGAGACCAACAUGUUUCCACAGAACCUGAACCUUACGCCACUCGUUGAGCAGCAGACACAAGAUAAUGAAUGGGGAAAUUUUGCUCAGCGCAUUUUGGACAGCGGUGGGCCAACACCUCGCAAUGGAAACAAAUCAGAUCAGGCCCAUCCCCCCAUUCACCCCACCAAAUACACUAACAGCUUACAGGGAAAUGAAAAACGGUUAUAUGAGUUCAUCGUGCGUCACUUCCUGGCCUGUUGUUCCAAAGAUGCUCAGGGUCAGGAGGUGAUAGUUGAAAUUGAAAUUGCCCAAGAGAGAUUCUCCGCUAGCGGACUUACGAUCAUUGCACGAAAUUAUCUGGAGGUGUAUCCCUAUGACAAGUGGUACAAUAAGGUUAUUCCUUUAUAUGAACCCAAUACAACAUUCCAACCCACAGCAAUUGAGAUGGUGGAAGGACAGACCAGUCCACCACAGCUUCUGACAGAGGCGGAUUUGAUUUCUCUCAUGGAAAAGCAUGGCAUUGGCACCGAUGCAACGCAUGCGGAACACAUUGAGACCAUAAAAAGCCGCAUGUAUGUUGGGCUGACAGCUGACCAGAGGUUCCUUCCUGGAGAGCUCGGCAUGGGUCUUGUUGAGGGGUACAACUCUAUGGGCUAUGAGAUGUCUAAGCCAGACCUGAGAGCAGAACUGGAGGCGGACCUUAAACUUGUCUCAGAGGGCCGUAAGGACAAAGCUUCUGUCCUCAGCUACCAUGUGGCAAAAUACAAGGCUGUUUUUAUCGAAUCUGUGAGGAAGGCAAAGAAAUUGGAUGAAGCUUUGUCUAAUUACUUGGGUCCGGCUCAAGAGUUUACAGAACAGGAGCAAGAACAGCUAGAAAUACCAUUACCAGUGCGAAAGUGUCCUCAGUGUAACCGUGACAUGGUGUUGAAGAAAAAGAAAGACAGCACUGGAAUGUUUCUUUCAUGUAUGGGAUAUCCUGCCUGUAAAGCAGCCGUGUGGUUUCCAGGCACAGUACUGGAGGUCAGCAGAGACGAGAGCGUCUGUCCGACGUGCCGUCCACCUCCUGUGCAUAUGCUAAAGUUUAAAUUCAAAAGGGGAAGCCUGCCACCCAUGAUGCCCCUUGAAUUUGUUGGAUGUAUCGGAGGAUGUGACGAGACUCUGAGAGAGGUCUUAAAUUUGAAGUAUCUCAGAGGAGGAGAUGGAGAUUCUAGCUCUCGAAUGAACAAUAACUUGACAUCCCAUCAGCCUCGUGUACAAAGAACCAACUCGGCACCUCCGUCCAGGGUGGAGAACAGUAGACCUCCAGCACCCAGACCCAGAGCUGACAGCAACAGGCCAACAGCCAGCCUGCCACCUCUGCAGCCCCCAGCCCAGGAUGGUGCCAUUGUGUGCAACUGUGGCCUGGAUGCAGUUCUUCUCACAGUUCGCAAAGAUGGUCCCAAUCAAGGACGUCAGUUUUACAAGUGUAACACGGGGGAUUGUAAGUUUUUUCUGUGGGCAGAUCAACCCGCUGAGCAGGGAGCACCCGGUGGAAGCAGAGGACCCCUAAAUCAGACGUCACAACCCCCCAGGCCCUCAGUUGGCUUUGGAAACGUAGCUCAGCAACAGCAAAACAACAGAGGAUCUGGCAGCAAUGAGGGUGAAACUAUGUGUAACUGCAAUGAGCCUGCUGUUACCCGGACGGUCAUGAAAGAUGGUCCAAACAAGGGCCGCAUGUUCCACACCUGUGGAAAACCACGUGAUCAGCAGUGUGGCUUCUUCCAGUGGGCAAAUGAGAAUGUUCCUCCAGCCACAGAUUUUCCUGAAGGAAAUAAUGGUAAUCGUGGCGGGAACAAAAAGACCAGCGCUGUCUCCAACAAACCUCCUGCUGCCAAACGUCAGAGAACCUGUGGGACAUGUCAUGAGCCGGGUCAUACUCGGGUCACUUGUCCCCACGGCCAUUAAAAAAGUGCUGGAAAUGAGCUGCAGAUAUUUUGUAAUAUUUGUAAAAAAAUGAAAUGAAUGUUGUCUUGAGAUAGCAAUUUUUUAUAUACAGUAUAAAAAAAUAAUAAAUAGUGUAAAAUAAAGUUAUUUUAAUACAAAAUGAAUUAUUUAUUGUGUUUCU
Molecule: messenger RNA, 3440 nt
Organism: Triplophysa rosa
Lineage: Eukaryota; Metazoa; Chordata; Actinopteri; Cypriniformes; Nemacheilidae
Gene: top3a
Product: DNA topoisomerase III alpha
Exons: 19
Biological process (GO): DNA topological change
Cellular component (GO): nucleus; chromosome
Molecular function (GO): DNA binding; DNA topoisomerase type I (single strand cut, ATP-independent) activity; zinc ion binding
Source: RefSeq, a predicted model, not a curated record